UAUAUAGAGACGAGGUGUCCUAUCUCGGCAGUGUAACUGAUUUGAAGCCAAACCGUCAGUCAUGGACCCAGAUCUAAAGUAGUUUUAGUACUAAGACUAUCACUGUAGAUUGAUAAAAUAUAUAUAUAUUCACUGUAUACUGCUCUGCGCCAUUUUGCGCUUCAACGAAGUAAUCAAACGUCGUCUUUAUAUUACUCUAUGGAAGUUCUAUGCAAUUGCAGCUGUUAAGUCGAUAAGACUGGUAUCUAACGAAACAUAUUUGAUAAUGUCUUAUCUUGUUUUUGCCAAGCAAUCGGAACAAGGUUUUGUUGGUUAUGAACGAUUGUAUGGAUUUAUUUUAGAAUAAUUUUUUCUUUAUUUUUGUUAACUACGAGAUCAUCAAAUAAGUAAUAACAGGUCUUAACAGUAAUUAUUAUUAAUAACUAAUAAGUAUAAUGUGAAUAAUCAGUGAUCUUCUCCCUAACCGCUAUUUAUUGUUAUUAAUUUACAAGUUCAUUUAUGUAUUUGAUUAAACUUAAUUGGUAGUAUGAAGAGAAGGAAUGGCGAUUGUGGAAAAAAUCGAAAGGCAUUAAAAAGAAACAAAUCCGCUGCCGAAGGAAUAUACUGGAGUUCUGUUCAUUAUCUUAAACUUUUCGGCAUUUGGUUUGCUCUUAUACUACUUGAUUAUUUACUGCACUUUCGAUUUGAGUACGUUUGGCCAUUUUGGCUUUUAUUUCAUAAAAUUUUAGAAGGAUUUAAGCAUCAAGGUUUUGUGUAUACUGUAUUCUUUGUUUGCAUUGCAUUGACUUCUGAUAUGGUUUGCUUUUUCUUUAUACCUGUACAUUGGUUAUUAUUUGCUGCAAGUACAUAUUUUUGGGUACAAUAUAUUUAUCAAGCAGAAAAAUGUGUUUCGUGGCCAGCUGUUGCCUUACUAGUUUUAUACAUUUAUGUAGAAACUAGCGUUCGGUUUAACAAUUCUGACCACAUACCUUACAAAUUGGUAUUUUGUAAACCGUUAGCAGCUAAUUGCAUUGGAUAUCCAGUUAUAACGCUCUGUUUUGGUUUCAAGAGUUAUUUAAGUAAAAAAUUGCAACAGAAACAGCAGCAAAGGGUAUCAAAAGAAAAUGAGUUCUAUCAGAACUUACUAUUAGACGCUUUGCCAUCUGAUCAAAUCACAGGUUCCGUCAUAUCUAGUCAAGACAACAACGAUGGAGAAAUGUGGUUGGAAUCAAUUAGUGAAGUGCCAGCCAAUGACAACGAUGUACAUAAUAAUAAAGUGAUAUCUAAUGGUAGUGUUCCACAUAAAAAACCUGAAAAACAAGAUACAUGUCCUGAUGUAUCCAAUAAAAAAUUAGUAUCUAAUGAUAAAUUUGUUUGUAAUAAUCAAGAAAAUAAUGUAAGUAAAGAAUUGGAAAAAAAUAAAAGGGUGACUAGAAUAUCAUCAUCAAAAAACAAUAAUCAUUUAAAGUGUACCAAUCAAAACUCAAGUACAAAAGAAAACUUAAAAACUAAAGGCACUUCACCACCAAGACUGGAAAAACCUUCUAUAAUAGUUGAUCCUAAGGAUAUUUAUUCUGAAACAUUGCAAAACGAAAUAAAGAGGCUUAAAUGUGAGCUUCAUACGAAUAGUCAAACAGAAAAAGACUUAAGAAAUCAACUAAAUGCAGCUCUAAGUGAAAAUUCUAGUAUUUCAAAUGAUUCAAUAAGGCUGAAACAAGAACGUGAUGAAACCAAAUCUAAACUUUUGAAUUUAUUAUUGACUCAUCAAAAUGACAAGCAAAUAAUAUCUCAGCUUGAAAAACGUUUAUCUGAUGAAAAACGACAACGUUUAUCAUGUGAGUCACAACUGAUUUCUGAAAGGCGACAACUCAAAAAAAUAGAAGAGCUGGCUGCUUCAAGAUUAGUAGCUUUAACUUCUAAGCCAGAGUGUACAGAGAGUUGCAAAAUCAAACGUAAAGAGCUUGAAAAUGAAACUAAAGUUUUACGUAAAGAACUAAGGUUAAAGGACGAGCAAUUUAUGGCAGUUCAAAAAGAAGUUAAUGAGCUUCAACCAUAUAAACAAAGUCAAGAUAAAAUUGAUUUUGUUAUGUCUGCGUUAUCGACAUUAAAAGACAAAAAUGCUCACCUUGAACAUAGUUUGAGUGCAGAAACUCGUAUUAAGCUUGAUCUUUUUUCAGCAUUGGGCGAAGCUAAAAGACAGCUGGAGCUAAAAAUAAAUAUAAUAUCAUCUCAAGAAAAAGAAAUUGAAGAGCUUAAAUCCAAAAUAUCUCAGACAUUGGCUAUGAUGCAACCAAAUGGUACUUACAUGGUGAACUCUGUCGGAAGUUCUCCUACAAUGAGGUUUGGUGGUAGUAGUUCGCCCCAAUCCAGUCUUGAUCCAAAUGCCACCAUUUAUACACCUAAGAAAAAUCCACAUUUAGUAACCGAAGCUUAAGCAUACUUUUAAAUGUUAACAAACAAAAUCGCAGCGUUCUUCAAAAAUUGACGACGAAAUGCAGUUUCUUCUUUUUUUUUUAAUGAAUAGUAAAUACUAUUAUACAUUAAUUUAGAUACCUCAAUAUAAUAUAAGAUAAAAAAAUGUAUUAUGUAGUUAUAAUAGGAUUACUUUGUUAAAAUUUGUAUUUUUUUUUUAAUUCACGAAUAUCGUACAAACAAGUAGACGAGCUUGAUUAUAUGUGAAUUUCCCUUUUCUGUAACAGUAUCAAUAUUAUAUUGGUUUUGACUUUUUACAUUAGUCUUAACUUCAGAUAUUGUUAUUAAUUAUCUCUAUUUAUUUUCUUCCUUUGUAUUUGACCAAUGAGGUGAUUACCUCAACUUGUUUAAAUU
Messenger RNA from Adelges cooleyi (spruce gall adelgid), 2805 nucleotides. Its product is annotated as macoilin-1. Gene Ontology annotation, cellular component: rough endoplasmic reticulum membrane. The coding region runs from base 527 to 2413 and encodes 628 amino acids. Gene Ontology annotation, biological process: neuronal signal transduction. Lineage: Eukaryota; Metazoa; Arthropoda; Insecta; Hemiptera; Adelgidae. The record is from RefSeq and is a predicted model, not a curated record. The transcript has 14 exons.